AUGGGGCAUCAAGAUCGCCUUAUAGCCAUGUACGAGACGACGGAGGAGGUGGUGGGGCUGCAAGUGAAAGCAAAAUAUUGGAAUCCACCGCUAGAACAAAGACAGAUAUUCACUUAUAUGACUCCGGUGAGAUUGGAGGAAAUUCAUCGGACGGGAGUCCAGCAGUUUUGGAAGGAUUGGGAGAUUUACUUGAUUCGCCAGUCUUGGAAUCCUAAUCAUCCGAUUCUGAUCAAUACAGCUCUUCCCAAACCCAAUCCCCAAAUGAAAUUGUGUAUUUGGAAUGUUCGUGGUGCAAAUAAGAAUGUGUUUAUGGAUAAUGCAAAGGAUAUUAUUGCAAAUCAACAUCCGCAAAUUUUUAUUUUUCUGGAAACUAAAGCAGAUGGGAGUAGGGCUAGAGAGGUGAUGAUGGAGUUAAAAUUUCAUGACUACAGGGUUGUGCGUCCAGUGAAUACAAGGGGGGGUAUUUGGGUCUUCUGGAGAAAUACAGUUGAUUUGGUUCUCUUUGACGCGGAAUACCAUCAUUUUCAUGCAUUAUUCCAUUUCAAGAAUUUGGGUAAGGAGGGCCUAGUCACUGCAAUGCAUGCACCUAGUAAUCCAGCUAAAAGGGGCCAAUUUUGGGAUCAAUUACGCUCUGAUUUGCCACCCCCUAAUUCCCCAUGGUUGGUUGUAGGGGAUAUGAAUGAAGUUAUUUCUCAAUCUGAAAAGAUGGGAGGGAGACCAGUUCGAGGAACGCAAGGCCGUAAUCUGAUCAACUUUAUGGAUGAUGCGGGGCUGGUGGAUAUUGGCUAUAAUGGUUGUAAGUACACUUGGACUAAUGCUAGAGAUGGAAUGGAGCUAAUUCAGGAGCGUCUGGACCGAGCUUUAGCCAAUUCUCCAUGGCUGGACAGUUUUCCUCAUACUAAGGUUCAUCAUCUCCCUCGAAUUCAUUCUGAUCAUUCUCCAAUUUUAGUUUCUUUGGAUAAUUGUGCUGUGAAUGGCCCGUUCCCUUUUAGAUGCAAAGAGGUGUGGUUAUCUCAUCCAAAUUUUUCUGAUUAUUUUGUUCAAAAUUGGAAACCUCCUAACAAUGACUUUUUAAAUGGUAGGAAUAGAUUUUUAAAUACUAUUCGUAACUGGAAUCAUAAUAUCUUUGGGAACCUCAAUAAACAAAAAAGAUCCAUUAUGGCUAGAAUUGAAGGAAUACAAAUUGCUCUUAGUAAAAAGUACUCUCGGUUUCUUGUUAAUUUAGAAGCUGAUCUUUUGACUAAUCUUAAUGAUAUAUAUAAAAAGGAGAGAAUUAUUUGGGCACAAAAGGCGGGUAUUAAUUGGCGUAAAUAUGCUGACUAUAAUACGAAAUAUUUUCAUACUAUAGCAAAAAUUAAAAAAUCAAAAGGAAAAAUUUUAACCCUAAAAAAUGAUCAAAAUGAAUGGGUCUCUGAUCAAUUACUUUUAAAAAAUAUGGCUUCUUCUUAUUUUCAGUGUCUUUUUACUUCUCAGCAUAUUCAGGGCAAUUUUAUUUUCAAUAACAAAAGCAAUCUAAAACUUACUGAGGAGGAAAUCAGAGAUCUAUCCAUCAUGAUUUCAAUAGAGGAGGUUAGACAUAAUCUCUUUUCUAUGGACCCUAUUAAAACCCCUGGCCCGGAUGGUAUCCAACCAAUUUUCUUCCAAAAACACUGGAACAAUCUGGGAACAACCAUUUAUGAUUUUUGUGUUUCCUGUUUUAGGAGUGGUUCAGUUCCUAAGGAGAUCAAUAAGUCCUAUAUAGCCCUAAUUCCGAAAAUUGCUAAUCCAUCCCUUAUUACGGAAUUUAGGCCCAUAGGGCUUUGUAACACUAUUUAUAAAUUAAUCACAAAAAUAAUUUCUUCUAGAAUCAAGCCUAUUUUAAAUCGGAUUAUUAGUCCGUUGCAAUCUAGUUUUAUCAAGGGACGAGGAAUAGAGGAUAAUGUUAUUUUGGUCAAAGAAAUGGCUCAUCAUUUUCAUAAAGCAAAAAAGAGGAAUAAAAUUAUGGCGUUAAAAUUGGAUAUUACGAAAGCUUAUGAUAGCUUAGAAUGGGAUUUCAUAAGAGAAACCUUAUUGUUUUUUGAUUUCCCAAACCUUCUCAUUAAUCUGAUCAUGUCUUGUAUUACAUCGUCUUCUAUUUCUGUUCUUUGGAAUGGAGAAAUUUGUGAUCCUUUCACUCCUUCCAGGGGAAUUAGGCAAGGGGAUCCUCUUUCUUCUUAUAUUUUUGUCCUUUGUUUGGAUAGACUUUCUACUAUGAUUGAGGAUUUGGUUACUCAGGGUCAUUGGAAACCUAUAGCUUUGACCAAAAAUAUUAAAAUUUCUCAUGUUUUUUAUGCGGACGACGUUUUUCUUUUUAGUAAUGCUUCGGUGGAUAAUAUGAAUGUAGUAAUGUCUGUAUUGGAACAAUUUGGGAAUAUGUCAGGGUUAAAAUUAAGUCUCACCAAAUCAACUCUUAUUUUUCCUAAAUCCCUUAAUCAUAAUAUAAGAAGAGACAUAGCUGGUAAUUAUGGCAUUAAGAUUUCUUCCUCUUUUGGUAAAUAUUUGGGGGUGGAUAUUAGACCUCAUAAGCUAAAAAUUAAUAAUUACAGAGGUCUGUUGGAUAAAACGAUGGAUAGAAUAAGAGGUUGGCAAGCUAAGCUUUUGAAUAUGGCUGGACGUUGUACUUUAAUUAGAUCAGUCCUUAGAUCUUUUCCUCUUUAUGCCAUGCAAACUUCUCUAAUUCCUUCCAACAUUACCUAUGCUAUCGAAAAAUGUUGUAGAAAAUUUCUUUGGAACAAGGUGGAUAGAAGUAAUUAUAUGGCAAGAUUAGCUUGGGAUAAAGUUACUCUUCCUACUAAUAUUGGAGGGUUGGGAAUUAGAAGAUUGAAGGAUUGGAAUCUGGCGUUUAUGGCAAAACUAGGAUGGACUAUUCUUGAUAAACCAGAUAAAUUGUGGGUAAGAAUUUUAAAGGAGAAGUAUCUAAAGAAUUCAAACCUUUUAAACUCUAUGCCUAACUACAACCAUUCUCCCUUAUGGAGAGAUAUCCUUAGGGGCAAUCAUAUUCUUCAAAAGGGUUUAAUCAUAGGAAUUGGUAAUGGUAGGAACACUUCUAUUUGGUAUCAUCAUUGGGUAGGGGAAGCACCUCUUUAUACCCUUGAGGAUAUUAAAAUUCCAGAGUUGAAAGCCCAUUGGUUUGUCAAUAGAAUCAUUAGAAAUGGAAAGUGGUAUCUUGAUGAGAUUCAACAUCUUCUUCCUACUCAUAUUAAGGAUCUUAUUCUAGCUUACCCCCUUUCAAAUAAUAUGGAUGAAGAGGAUUUUAUAAGAUGGAAAUACUCAAAAAAUGGUGAUUUUGAUAUUAAAUCUGCCUAUCAUAUUCAAUUGCAUGAUCCUUCUCCUACUUCUUUUUCUAGCUUUCCGUGGAAAACUAUCUGGAAAAUAAAAUGUCCUUACAAAUACAAAAUGCUUCUUUGGAAUUGCUGUCAUGAAAUAUUACCAGUAGCUGCUAUUUUAAAUCAAAGAAUUCCAAAUAUUAGCCCUAUCUGCUCUAGGUGCCAACAGCAAAAAGAGGAUCACUUACAUCUUUUUAGGGAUUGCCCCCAAUCAAGUGUUCUGUGGUCCUUCAUUUUUCAGAGGGUUUGGAACACUGAACAUUUCCAGUUCUGUGCGUUUUAUAAUUCAAGUUGGAAGGAUUGGAUUCAUUUCAAUCUCCAUAAUUCUGCUUCUUGGAAAGUUAUAUUUAUUGUUGCUAUUUGGCAUAUUUGGAUCUCUAGAAACAAAGCUGUUUUUGAUCUCAAAAUGAAAAGUGCUUUCUCUCUUUAUAACUCUUUCUUUAUAGACUGGAACUCUACUAACUUGGCUUUGCAGGGUAAAAGUACAGAUAUCAAAACGAAUCUUCCCCCUAUUAGGAAGCAGUGGAUGCCACCUUUGGAAGGAUAUAUGAAACUAAAUAUUGAUGGUGCUUGGAAAUCAGGAAAUGUGGCAGGAGGAGGAGGUGUUUUCAGAAGGCACACUGGCUCCUGGUUUGUUGGGUUCUCUACUAAAUUUAGGGUUCAUUCUCCUUUGGCUUCUGAACUCUAUGCUUUGAGAGAGGGCCUAAAAAUUGCAAAGAACUUCUUAAUUGAUAAGUUAGAAGUUGAAACAGAUGCUUUGAAUCUUAAGCUCCUUCUUGAUAAAGUGAAAGAUCAUACUCAUCAUGAAUUGGGUCCGGUUCUUCGAGAGGUUACUCAGCUUUUGGGAGAAAACUGGAUCAUUAGUUUCUCUCACAUUCCAAAGACCUAUAAUAGAGUUGCUCAUGCUUUGGCAGCUCACUCUUUGAUUAUGGUGGUGCAACAUAAGCUUCACUACAUCAUUCCAUCUUGUGCAAAAGAGGAAUAUGAAGGGGAUUUUGAAAAAGCAAAUCCAGCAUAUGCAGAGGAGAUGAGAAGAAAUGCCCGGGAUCAAGUUCGGGCAAUGUGCAAUGCAAGAAAAGAAAAUGCAGCAAAAAACAACAAUAUAGCUCAGACUUCUUCAGCUACAGAAAUUGUCUUCGGUUCCAUAGUCUCUACUAUCAAACAGGUGAUGCAGGAUAAAGAUUCAGGAAAGGAUGGGAGCAAUACUGAAAAGGGUAAAGGAAAGGCUUUUGUUCCAUUUGUUGUUGGUAGUUCAACAAUUCCAAAGGAUAUAGAAAUUGUUGAAGUUGAAGACGAUGAGGAGAUCAAUUCUGUCACCAACAACUAA
Spinacia oleracea (spinach) is the source of this 4671-nucleotide messenger RNA. RefSeq lists its product as uncharacterized. The record is from RefSeq and is a predicted model, not a curated record. NCBI's taxonomy places the organism in Eukaryota, Viridiplantae, Streptophyta, Magnoliopsida, Caryophyllales, Amaranthaceae. The transcript has a single exon. Gene Ontology annotation, molecular function: RNA-DNA hybrid ribonuclease activity; nucleic acid binding. The coding region runs from base 1 to 4671 and encodes 1556 amino acids.